CUCCCCGGAGUUCGGCGCGAACUGCGCGCUCUGGCCGCAAUGGGGCCGCGGCGGCUUCCCCUCCUGGUGGCGGCUCUGGCCGGCUGCCUGCUUCCUGCCCGGGGCUGUGUCAUGUGUGAUCCAAAGGUCGUGGAGGCGCUAAACUCCUUGGAGACGGAUUACCUGCCUGGCCACCUGGAGGCCAAGCAUCACAAAAAUGUGAUGGAAAGGGUAAAGCAGGCAGUGGAAGCUUUCAAGGACCUGCCGAUUGACGAGGAUUCCUAUAUGGGGGUCGUCGAUGAGGCCACACUGGAAAAGGCAGCUUGGAGUUUGCUGAAGGAUCUGAAACGCAUCAUGGACAGUGAUGUAAAAGGUGAGCUCUUCGUGAAGGAGCUGUUCUGGAUGUUGCGCCUGGCAAAGGAUAACUUUGCCAGCUACGCUGCGCAGUUUCAAAAAGCGGCUUUUUGUCCCAACAAAUGUGGUUUGAUGUUGCAGCCUCUGAUCUGGUGCAGUACCUGCCAGAAGCAGGUUCACUCCUGUCGAAAGUCCUCGAAUUGCGGAGAGCGCAAAGUCAAGGUCCAUCAAAUGGAAGAUAUGAUCCUGGAUUGUGAGCUCAACUGGCAUAAAAUCUCUCAAGGCCUGACGGAUUACAGCUUUUACAGGGUUUGGGGGAACCAUUCUGAGACCUUGAUGUCCAAGGGGAAGGAGCCCACCCUGACCAAGACCAUGGUGCGUGCAAAUGAUGCAGGCACCUAUCGCUGCGAGCUGGGCUCCGUGCAAUCCAGUCCAGCCACGAUCAUCUAUUUUCAUGUCACAGUAUUGCCCAAAAGAAUCGUGGAGGAGAUACCGUCACCAAACACUGAAACCAAGGAUGAGGUGGCCCCAGGUGAGGUGACUUUGGAUCGCCCCCAGACGGCCACAACCCUCCAGUCGCAGUCUCCGAAGCCAGAGAAAGUGCUGAGAAGCCGCCUGGUCGGGCUGCUGACCUGGGGCUUUGUCGUGCUGAUAGCCAGCGUUGCAACCGCGAUACUUUUCUCUCGGUCUGGGAAAGUGAUCGAUUUCAUAAAGUCCUCCUGGUUCAGCACUGGCAAUGGAGCUGCUCAGGACUCUGGGGUUUCAAAAGAAAAGACCAAAGAAUCAAGGAGAAAAUAAAUAUUU
Molecule: messenger RNA, 1137 nt
Organism: Eubalaena glacialis (North Atlantic right whale)
Lineage: Eukaryota; Metazoa; Chordata; Mammalia; Artiodactyla; Balaenidae
Gene: IZUMO1
Product: izumo sperm-oocyte fusion 1
Exons: 9
Coding region: 40-1131 (363 amino acids)
Biological process (GO): sperm-egg recognition; fusion of sperm to egg plasma membrane involved in single fertilization; heterotypic cell-cell adhesion
Cellular component (GO): acrosomal membrane; plasma membrane
Molecular function (GO): protein binding involved in heterotypic cell-cell adhesion; signaling receptor binding
Source: RefSeq, a predicted model, not a curated record